AUGGCGAAGGAGCUUAAAAUAAUGGUUUAUUUAGGACAACACGCAAAUGUUAUAAAUCUUCUGGGUGCUUGCACCAAAAAUAUAGCCAAACGUGAACUUUUGAGCUAUGGUGUGUUUUAUAGACAAAAAUUAUUUUUGAUUUUAUUAAAGCGUGACCCUAUUAGUCCCUUAGGAUGCAAGCACAUACAUGGAACGUAUUGCUCAUCGCAUAAAAUUACAGGAUCGGGGAAAGUUACAACAAGACACAAGAUCUAUGAAAGUCUAACUACGGCCUUGUCUGACAGCAGUCCAAACGACAAGCACACCAUUCACUAUUCAGAAACUCAGAAGGUCAGCGGCCCAAUUGAAUCCAGUAAUGAUUUCAUGGAUGAAGACUCCAAGCCAGGUUUGCGUUCUUAUUAUGAAGGUGAUUACAUAGAAGGAGAUUUCUUGUUCCUCUGCACCGAGGAUCUUUUGUUAUGGGCUUAUCAGGUGGCAAACGGCAUGAAGUUUUUUUCAGAAAGAAAGGUGCUGCACUGUGACUUGGCUGCAAGAAAUAUACUGUUAGCAGAGAACAACAUCGUCAAGAUCUGCGAUUUCGGUUUAGCCAAGACAUUGUACAAAGACGAAAACUAUAAGAAGCAAUGCGAUGGGAAGUUACCCAUAAGGUGGAUGGCCAUUGAGUCCAUCAGAGACGGAGUCUUUUCCACUAUGUCAGAUGUGUGGUCAUUUGGUGUAGUAUUCUGGGAAUUUUUCUGUCUUGCACAAAUACCUUAUUCAGGUGUAAGGUUUGAGGUGAUGUAUCAGAAAAUAAUUAGAGGAUACAGAAUGUCUCGGUUCACUUAUGCCACCGAUGACACGUAA
Messenger RNA from Copidosoma floridanum, 843 nucleotides. Its product is annotated as vascular endothelial growth factor receptor 1. Gene Ontology annotation, biological process: protein phosphorylation; cell surface receptor protein tyrosine kinase signaling pathway; multicellular organism development. The record is from RefSeq and is a predicted model, not a curated record. Lineage: Eukaryota; Metazoa; Arthropoda; Insecta; Hymenoptera; Encyrtidae. Gene Ontology annotation, cellular component: plasma membrane; signaling receptor complex. Gene Ontology annotation, molecular function: transmembrane receptor protein tyrosine kinase activity; ATP binding.